Strigops habroptila (Kakapo) is the source of this 3694-nucleotide messenger RNA. It is a transcript of the gene FUBP1, whose product is annotated as far upstream element binding protein 1. Gene Ontology annotation, cellular component: cytoplasm; nucleus. Bases 118 to 2154 code for a protein of 678 amino acids. The record is from RefSeq and is a predicted model, not a curated record. NCBI's taxonomy places the organism in Eukaryota, Metazoa, Chordata, Aves, Psittaciformes, Psittacidae. The transcript is spliced from 26 exons. Gene Ontology annotation, molecular function: mRNA binding. Gene Ontology annotation, biological process: regulation of DNA-templated transcription.
CCCCCCCCCCUCCCCGAGCACGAUGCCGCGCAGGAAUGUGAAAGGCUCCCGCCCGCCGCCAUUUUCUUUCUUUCUUGGCAGGCAGCGAGUGGGGCAGGAAGCGGUGCCUGAGCGAGUAUGGCGGACUAUUCCACGGUGCCCCCUCCUGCUUCGGGCGCGCCUGGGGGAGGCGGCGGUGGAGGUGGAGGAGUGAACGAUGCCUUUAAAGACGCGCUGCAGAGGGCUAGGCAGAUUGCAGCAAAAAUUGGAGGAGAUGCUGGCACAUCAAUGAAUUCAAACGAUUACGGUUAUGGAGGACAAAAAAGACCUCUUGAGGAUGGAGAUGGCUCUUGGACAAGUCCGAGCAGUACAACACACUGGGAGGGAAUGCCCUCUCCUUUUAAAGAUCAACCAGAUGCUAAGAAAGUUGCUCCUCAGAAUGACUCUUUUGGAAAUCAGCUACCACCAAUGCAUCAACAACAAAGGUCUGUGAUGACAGAAGAGUACAAAGUUCCAGAUGGGAUGGUUGGAUUCAUAAUUGGCAGAGGUGGAGAGCAGAUCUCGCGCAUACAGCAAGAGUCUGGCUGUAAAAUACAGAUUGCACCUGAUAGUGGAGGCCUGCCUGAAAGAUCAUGUAUGCUAACUGGAACACCAGAGUCUGUUCAAUCGGCAAAAAGAUUACUUGAUCAGAUAGUUGAAAAGGGAAGACCUGCACCUGGCUUUCAUCAUAGUGAUGGACCUGGAAAUGCAGUCCAAGAAAUUAUGAUUCCAGCAAGUAAAGCAGGAUUAGUUAUUGGGAAAGGUGGAGAGACAAUUAAACAAUUACAGGAGCGGGCGGGUGUCAAAAUGGUCAUGAUUCAAGACGGUCCACAGAACACUGGUGCAGACAAGCCCCUUAGGAUAACCGGAGACCCUUAUAAAGUUCAACAAGCCAAGGAAAUGGUGCUGGAGUUAAUUCGUGAUCAAGGUGGCUUUAGAGAGGUGCGCAACGAAUAUGGGUCAAGAAUAGGAGGAAAUGAAGGGAUAGACGUUCCAAUACCGCGGUUUGCUGUAGGUAUUGUAAUUGGAAGAAAUGGAGAGAUGAUAAAAAAGAUACAGAAUGAUGCUGGUGUUAGGAUCCAGUUCAAGCCAGAUGAUGGAACAACUCCAGAUAGGAUAGCCCAAAUCACAGGGCCUCCUGACAGAUGUCAGCAUGCUGCAGAAAUUAUUACAGAUCUCCUUCGAAGUGUUCAGGCUGGUAACCCUGGUGGCCCAGGACCUGGUGGUCGAGGAAGGGGUAGAGGCCAAGGCAACUGGAACAUGGGUCCUCCUGGUGGAUUACAGGAAUUCAAUUUUAUUGUUCCCACUGGCAAAACUGGAUUAAUCAUUGGCAAAGGUGGUGAAACUAUUAAAAGUAUAAGCCAGCAGUCUGGUGCUAGAAUAGAACUUCAAAGAAAUCCUCCACCUAAUGCGGAUCCAAACAUGAAGAUGUUUACUAUCCGUGGAACACCACAGCAAAUAGAUUAUGCACGACAACUUAUAGAAGAAAAGAUUGGAGGUCCAGUAAAUCCAUUGGGUCCACCUGUUCCACAUGGACCCCAUGGUGUUGUUCCUGGCCCACAUGGACCUCCUGGGCCACCAGGUCCUGGUGCUCCCAUGGGACCAUAUAACCCAGCUCCUUACAAUCCAGGGCCUCCAGGCCCUGCACCUCAUGGUCCUCCAGCUCCAUAUGCUCCACAAGGAUGGGGAAAUGCUUACCCACACUGGCAGCCACCAAACCCACCAGAUCCAGGUAAGCCAGGAACAGAUCCCAAUUCAGCAGCGUGGGCAGCUUAUUAUGCUCACUACUAUCAGCAGCAAGCACAGCCACCACCUGCAGCCCCUCCUGGUGGACCAGCUACAACCCAAACUAAUGGACAAGGAGAUCAGCCAAAUCCAGCACCAGCAGGGCAGGUUGACUAUACCAAGGCCUGGGAAGAGUACUACAAAAAAAUGGGUCAAGCAGUUCCUGCCCCUGCUGGGGCUCCGCCGGGUGGUCAGCCAGAUUACAGUGCAGCAUGGGCUGAGUACUACAGGCAACAGGCAGCAUAUUAUGCCCAGACAAGUCCACAGGGAAUGCCACAACAUCCUCCAGCACCACAGUGCCUUCCCAGACCUUCCACCUUAGGUUCUGCUGCAAAAAAGCAACAGUGCUGAAGAUGCUGCAAGCACCAAAUCAUAGCUCAUAGAAUCAGGUCCUGAGAUAGUUACUACCAGUAAAGAGGAAUCCUUUGAGUGUAUGCCAUUGGUGAGCCGAUGAGCAUGGACCAUAGAAGGGCUCCAUGUAGAAGACAUUUAAUCAUCACUGAAGAAAGGGAACCGAUAUACUCUGAUCUCUUCACUAUUGCUUGUCUCCAGUAACACUUAUCUGCAGAGGAAAGCCUGUGGUUUGCAAACUGCAAUCAAGAACAAAAGACUGAACCAUCUUCAGAAGACAUCUUGGAUUUCCUUUGGAGUACAGAAGUUCAAAGUUGUAAUGGAUAUGUUUAUCAUAAGUAAAUAUGGGAACAAGAAAUAGUGUUCUGUUACUGCAGAAUGUCUUCAUAAAAACUGGUUACUGACACAUCUGAAGCACUAGUUAAGAAGAAAACAGACAACUAACUAUCUUCUUGAGGACUUACUACUUGAGAGAAACUUGGAAAUCCAUCAAUUUUAUGUUGAAAAGUGCCAAGAUCACUGGACUUGCAGGACUCUGAUACUGAGACAGCUAAUGGACACUUCUUUGCCAAUGCUUAUUCUGCACAUGUCCAAAGAGAAGAAGGAGACUUUGAGCCAAGCUCUGGCUGCCCUGGCUGGUGUGUUGCAAAACUCUUUUUCAGUGCUCAUGCUAGCAGAAAGGAAUGUGCUCUGCACCUCUGCCGCUCCACUCCAGUUUGAUGUGUGAGCCAGUGAGCUCAGGUUCCAUGAAGUUUGCAGUGCUCAGGCCAAAACCCCACGGCCUCCUGGAGAUGCUGCUUUGCCUUUAUACAGCUGGCAGGAGGAAAGAUGGCGCAUGGCUGGGGGAACCUACCUGGAUGUCAGAGAUGCAGCUGGAUCUCCCGCCUGGGUGAAUGCUCUUGCUUGAGUCCCAGCCAGGCUGGCACCUCUCUUCACCCAAUAUGGGAAUACAAAAUAAUGCUUUCCUUUCUCCUAGGGCUACUCUAGGAAAAACUACUGCUAAAAACUAUGAAAUGAGUUAGGUAAACCACAUACAUACCUUAGAGAAAGAAUUUAUAUCAUUUAAUUAUGGGCUGGAAAUGGCACUGCAUUUUUAACGAGAAAAGUGUUACAGAUUUUAAAUUAUUUUAAAUUAACUGUAUUUCUUAGGAUCCCAACAGAAAGGCACUUCAGGUUCAGGACAAGCCUUUUGCCUCCCCCCAUUUCUUUUUUAGAUUAUGAGAGAUUGUGGGGUGAAGGAAAUCACUGCUGUCAUUGUACUGUAGCAAUGCCCUGAGUCCCAGACAAGCCUAAGAAGUCAGUGUGCCAAACACGGUACAAACAAACAAACUCAAGGACUCAAAGUAAAAAGGCUGGAAAAGUAGCUUACUACAGGAGGGAACUUCUCACUUGUGGUUUAGAGGAACUGAAGUCAGGGCAUCUCAUGAUAUGGAAAGUCAAGUUCUUAAUAGUUCUUAGCCGUUACGUUCUCUGAUUCUCAGUAACAAAUAUCAUAAGCAUUGUAAUUUUUAUGUGGUGUUAAAAAUAAAGAUCAUUAAGA